CCUGAUGUUCAAAAUCUCCUCCACAGACGCAAUGCUGUGGAUGCGUUCCGCGUGAACGUGAUCCAUGCCCGUCAGCAGGUGCGCUCCCCCGUCACAAACAUCGCCCGCACCAGCUUCUUCCACAUCAAACGCUCCAACAUCUGGCUGGCUGCUGUCACCAAGCAGAAUGUCAACGCCGCUAUGGUGUUCGAGUUCCUCUACAAGAUGUGUGACGUCAUGAGCGCCUACUUUGGGAAGAUCAGCGAGGAGAAUAUCAAGAACAACUUUGUGCUGAUCUACGAGCUGCUGGAUGAGAUCCUGGACUUUGGAUACCCGCAGAACUCGGAGACCGGAGCACUGAAGACUUUUAUUACCCAGCAGGGCAUCAAAGGCCAGCAUCAGACUAAGGAGGAGCAGUCUCAGAUCACCAGCCAGGUGACCGGGCAAAUCGGUUGGCGUCGUGAAGGCAUCAAGUACCGCCGUAACGAGCUCUUCCUGGAUGUGCUGGAGAGCGUCAACCUGCUCAUGUCUCCACAGGGUCAGGUCCUGAGCGCUCACGUCUCCGGUCGUGUGGUGAUGAAGAGCUAUCUGAGUGGAAUGCCUGAAUGCAAGUUUGGCAUGAAUGACAAAAUCGUCAUUGACAAACAGGGGAAAGGAGGAACUACUGACGAUCCUGUGAAAAGUGAGUUAGGGGGAAGUGGGAAACAGUCCAUAGCCAUCGACGACUGCACUUUCCAUCAGUGUGUGCGUCUCAGCAAGUUCGACUCGGAGCGCAGCAUCAGUUUCAUCCCUCCUGAUGGGGAGUAUGAGCUCAUGAGGUAUCGCACCACUAAGGACAUAAUUCUGCCCUUCCGGGUCAUUCCACUGGUUCGAGAGGUCGGCCGCACAAAGCUGGAGGUCAAAGUUGUCAUCAAAUCUAAUUUCAAGCCCUCGCUCCUGGCACAGAAAAUAGAGGUGCGUAUUCCUACACCUCUGAACACUAGCGGAGUGCAGGUGAUCUGUAUGAAAGGAAAAGCCAAAUACAAGGCCAGUGAGAAUGCCAUCGUGUGGAAGAUCAAACGCAUGGCAGGAAUGAAGGAGUCUCAGAUCAGUGCUGAGAUUGAGCUGCUGCCCACUAAUGAUAAGAAGAAGUGGGCCCGUCCACCCAUUUCCAUGAACUUUGAGGUUCCGUUUGCUCCCUCGGGGCUGAAGGUGCGUUACCUGAAGGUAUUCGAGUCGAAACUCAACUACAGUGACCACGAUGUGAUUAAAUGGGUGCGAUACAUCGGACGCAGCGGAAUCUACGAGACGCGCUGCUAAUGAGCCGCUGAGCUCCUUCCUUCUCCUCAAGAUUUGUGGAUGAAUUAAAAAGGCUAAUUACAAAAAAUAUGCAAAAUGUGACAUGUAGUUAACUGUAUUUGUUUGUACGAGUGCUGUAAUGAACCGUUCCAGUGGAGGGCAGUGCAGUGUGUGUCUGUCAGUCAGUCAAAGCCCAGCUUCCUGUUUCGCUGUAGUCAGUCUUACGGGACCACUGUCCAUUUUGUCGUUGGUUAUCGCCCAUUGGUCAUACUCUCAGUAUCUUAUUGCUAUCUCUCCGUGACCGUUUAGUUCAAUAUAAAUAUAUAAUG
Sinocyclocheilus grahami is the source of this 1586-nucleotide messenger RNA. RefSeq names its product AP-2 complex subunit mu-A-like. The record is from RefSeq and is a predicted model, not a curated record. The annotation marks the transcript as partial. Gene Ontology annotation, biological process: vesicle-mediated transport; intracellular protein transport. NCBI's taxonomy places the organism in Eukaryota, Metazoa, Chordata, Actinopteri, Cypriniformes, Cyprinidae. The transcript is spliced from 11 exons. Gene Ontology annotation, cellular component: clathrin adaptor complex.